Messenger RNA from Rhipicephalus microplus (southern cattle tick), 705 nucleotides. RefSeq lists its product as uncharacterized. Lineage: Eukaryota; Metazoa; Arthropoda; Arachnida; Ixodida; Ixodidae. The record is from RefSeq and is a predicted model, not a curated record.
AGUGUGUGACGGCAUGGCAAAUGGCGGAAUCCGUCUGCUACAAAAUUGCACAGUGUUCUAGAAAUUGUUUAGUCUGCAUCACAGUUUCAGCUUGUGUGCUUUAAAUUUCGCACAUUGGACAUAUAUGAGUGCUCCGUGUGAUGUUUACCUGAUAUGAUUGAACCAUACAGCUCACGAGCCGUGAGCAGGAGCUUCCCUUCGGAAGAGUUGGCCAAGUUUGUCACCGGUUUCAGAAUUACCAGAGAUGCUAGCAAGAUUGUUCUCGCGUCGGUGUCAAAUGACGCGGUGUUUCUGGACGAGCGCAGAAGAAGAUGCUAAUCCCGGCCCCAUAACCGAAGAGGAGCGUCGCCAGAGAACAGAGGAAUACAGAAAGCUAUUUCGAGACAUAGACUCGUCUGUUCGUUCAGAUCGUCUGUCGGAUAAUGAAAGAAAAGUUCACGAGGCACAUAAACUUGCUGUUCAGAGAGGGGAGAAAACAUACACUGAUCCCAUGACUGGCUAUACUGUCUUUUCUGGACUUCAUCAUUACCUGCGUGGAGUUUGCUGUGGCUGUGGAUGCCGUCAUGUCUGGUCUGGUACAGUCACCUUUAUGCCUCCAUUGCAUGCCCUUAUCAGCACAUAAACGCCAAAGAUGAAGUCAAAGAUAAGAUGAAGUUCAAUUCUGCUUUUUACGUGCCGAAAAUCUAAGCAACUUUUCAAAUAAAA